Symbiodinium necroappetens is the source of this 3117-nucleotide messenger RNA. Lineage: Eukaryota; Dinophyceae; Suessiales; Symbiodiniaceae. The record is from the annotation of a GenBank genome assembly.
AUGUACAACCACCUCUACAGCAGCAAGGAGAGCAAGAGGUUCAGCAGCGUGCGCUACAACGGGCUGGAACUCUCGGACAGCUGUUCAGCGUGGGUUAACAGCCUGCACUACUUCUGGCAGAUCUGUACAUUGGUCUUGGUCGUCCUGGACACAGUGCUGAUUCCGCUGACGCUGGCUUGGCCGGAUGUUUCAGAGGGGACCAGCCCUGCUGCCCUCUACUUCGAGGUGGGCCCCUACCUUUGGAGUUUUGACAUUUGCAUGUCCUUCGUCCCGAGCAUCAUGCAGAAGUCCCUAUGGAGCGCUGUCAUCUACCUCUGCACGAGAUUUCCUCUGGAUGCCGGGCUGGUUACCUUGGACAUGGUCCUGUUGCUGGAGCUCGUGGAGAAGAGGUUCCGCGUCUUCUCCCUGGUGCGCCUGAUGCGGAUCCUGAAGUUCCGCGGGGUGAUGGUCUCCUUGGAGAAUCGCCUUGCCGCAAAGGGGAACAUGAAGUUCGUCUUGUACCUGACGAUCUUCCAAUGCAUCGCACAAGUGCUCGCUGUAAACCACGUCCUUGCGUGCCUCCUCUUCUACGUGGGGGUCUUCUCCAAGGAGCAGGAGCUCACAAACUGGAUCGAUACCUAUGGAGUUGGCAAUUACGAAUUCAGCCUCCAGUAUAUGCAGUGCUUCAACUGGGCCAUUGCGCAGUACACUCCAGCUCCUUUCCCAUACCAGCCUCAGAACGAGUUUGAGCAAGCCGUCGUCAUUGUGGUGAUUCUCACCUGCCUACCUCUGCUGGGAGCGCAGAUAGGAAAGAUUGGUGGUACCCUGAACUUGCUGAAAGAGAAAGCCAAGGAGAGAGAUACGGUGCGAAGGGAUCUUCAGCGCUGGCUCUUCAAGACCAACGCCCCGGAGAAGCUCACAAGGAAGCUGCUGGACUCCCUGACGGAUGUGCUGGAAUCCAAAGACUCUCCGAUGGAUCUCAAGGAGCCCAUCGCCCUGAAGUUCCUUCCGAGCACUCUUCUGGAAGAGCUCCACAUCGUGAAGAUUGGCCAGAAGUUGGAGAAGCACCAGUUCUUCCAUCUGCUCAUGGAUGAGCGUGUGGGCAUCUCCGGCCGGCUGAGUGCAGCCUUCCGAACCGUGAACUGCGUGCAGGGCGAAGACAUCUUCCACCAGGGAAAGCGGGCCGCAGGCCUCUUCAUCACCUUGGGGGGGCAGUUCCUCAUGCAUCUGCAGAAAUCGGCCUCCCGCUUGCAGCUAUUGGCUCCGGAGACUGCUCCGGGCCGGUUUGCCUGGGGGCCGCAGGAUGUCUCUAUGGGGCACCGCCACAGCCACAACUCCCUGGAUGGAGGGCUCGGCAUCUUGCCGGACGAGUGGAUUGCCGAGCUGUGCCUCUAUGCCAAUAUGACCCAUUCGGCUUUCUUGACGGCGAAAACCUACUCGAAGGUGCUCUUGGCACCGGCUGCUGAGUUUGUGAAGGCGAUCCAGGAGUCGCCUGGGUCCGUGGUCGCGGUGCACGAGUAUGCGCUGAAGAUGCUCAGCUCCUACUCGCAGAAUCGAGAAGCUGUCUCGACAUGGGAGAUGCUGCGACCGCAGCUCACCGAAGAUAGCACCCAGACAUUGGAAUCGAUCUGGAUCGACAGUGUAACGUACAUUGAGUGUUCCGAGUUGGGAGAUCUGCUGAAUCCGGGAAUGGGCCGCAUGAACGGCUUCAAGUCUUCGGAGGUGACGAGCUUCGCGAAUUUGGUGGAGGACCUCCUCCAACCGGGUCUGGACAACACCGAGUUGGUCCAGCUCAUGAAAAGAAAGUUCCCGGAGCUGCGCGAUGAGGGCGGCAUCUACGCUCUUCUGCACUUGGAGGAUGAGAUCGAGAGGGCCGUGCUUUCCAUGCUCAGCGUCAUUUGGCUUCUGAAGGACGAUUACAAGUCCAUGGUCGACUGCCAGAAGCCGCAGGCUCGCCUCUCCGAGAAGACCUUCGGAUCCAUCCAGGAUUUUCUGGGCGCCAAGCGCAUGACCAGCCAUCAGCUCACGGCCGCCUUGAUCAUCCUCGCGCUCCGCGGCCUCAGCAAGAGCGAGGACUUCGCCAAGCUCUGCCCACCCUCGGAGCGCCGCACCCCCGAGCAGGUGCUGAGCUAUGCGAUCAGCAACUUGGAUGCCUACCUUCCCUCCAUGGCCUGCCUCCGUGGAGAAGCGUACGACUUCGUGGUCAGCACGGUUCGGAUGCUCGACCAGUUCAACUUUGCGCAGUUGCUUCAGGGCGAAAACAAUCCACAUUCCGUGUGGCAGCUUCAAUGCAGCCUUCAAGAAGAGGGAGUCGAAGUGUUCCAGAUCUAUUUGUUCGUCCAAGUCAGCAUCCUGUGUGGCGUUACCGGUGCCAUCACACUCCGUGGUUCCAUGUUCCUCAGCGAGCUCAACGGGCGCUCCGUUCUCAAGGGCCUGGCUUGCUUGCAGCAUGUUUCCGAGGAGCAGCCGCAAGCCGUCUAUUGGCGGUACAUCGCGAGCCGUGCGGAGGCGCUGCAGCUGGUGGUGCAGAACCCCAGCCACCUGGUGCUCGCCCGCCUCGCCUGUCUCACGCGAACGGUGGAACCGAAAGCCCUGCAGUCCUUGGCGGCGGACUGGGAUGGGUUGACGGAGCUGGAGCAGGACGCUCUCUACCAGGUCUUUUUGACAGACGGCCUCUAUCAGAAGGCAUUCAUCUUCCUCUACCUUCCUUUGUUCCUUACCAAUGCAGUGGCCAAUCAAGACCUGGGCCUUCGACGAGGAUUGCAGUUCCUUGUCGAGCUCUACACCAAGCUUGUGAAUCAUCGCUGCCUGAACCAAGAGGCUUUUACCGUCAAGGUCGACAUAUCCUCACUCGCAGCCCUUGCGAAAGAGAUAGAUGACGUCCGAUUGUUGAGGAAAUGCCUCGAUUACGCUCGCAUCGUGAAGCACGCCCACGGAGUGACCGUGCUGCUUACUGCUGAGAGCUACCAGAUCCUCUCAGGCCAGCUCGUAGCAGAAGACCGCAGCGCCGAACUGUUGGAGCGUCUCUCCGCCCAGCAGCGCAUGCUGGCAGAGGCCCUGAUGCCCGUUGCCAAGGAGCCUGCCCUGACCUUGCGAGAGAAGAGCCGCGUCGAAGAGGUGGUGACGGACUCGUUUUAA